GAUAAAUAGUGAGCAAACUUUCAUUUCAGAUAGAAACUUCGCGGAACUACGCAGCAUUUAAUUCUUAUAUUGAAGAGCCUUCUCAGUCAUGAACGUCUUUCUUGUUUUCGCAGUGGUCGCCCUGAUUCAUGGCAGCUAUGCCACUUUGCUCAUUAAAGGGCCGACCGAGCCGGUCCUGGAGGGAGAGAGGAUCACACUGGAGUGUCAGUACUCAGACUCUGAACUGAACAUCAGCCAGGUCCACUUUGAGGUUUUCUCCAAGUAUAUUCAGAGCUGGCGUCCAGUUUCCCAGCGAUCUUGGUGCUUCCAUUCGAUGCAAGUGGAGGAGACGGCAGACAGUCUCUUCCUGUCCAUCCCAUACGCAGGAAGGUACUACGAGGGGCCCUACCGCUGUGUGUCUGACGCUGAAAAUGUGACUGUGGAAGACAAAUCCUCCCUGCCGCUGGACUUCAAAGUGCAUUAUAUGGGGGAGCUGUCACUGUCGAGGCUAGGCUACAGCAGCUACCUCGGGAUGCCAGAGGAGCUGAAGGUGCGACUCGGGGAUGAAGUGGUGGUGCAGUGCUCUGCCAGCUCGUCUGAGGAGCCUAACUACUUCUGGAAUAAAGACGGCGACGACUGGAUCCUUCCCUCCUCUAAGCUGACGUUGAAGAAGGUGAACGCGAUGGAUGGAGGUCGGUACACCUGCAUGGCCGAGCAUCCCUCUGUGGAGUCACUCAGCAAGAAACGUACCAUCAGCAUUACAGUGCUGCCUGAGGAUGCCCCCUGGUAUGCGUCCAGUAAUGGCCAGCUCGUGUUGAUGACCUCGGCGGCAGCUGUGUCUCUCCUGGUGCUCAUCCUCUCCAUGAGUGUGUUCCUGUGCCGCAGGGCCAAGCAGGCCAAGACCAGCAAGGGACCCAUUGAUGACCGCUCUCAGAAGAAACCCAUCUACAAAACCAGUGUGGAGUCCCUGCCCUCCAUCUCCGGAGACAAACAACCCCUGGUGUAACUGCACAGGCAGGUGGAAGGAGAAGGGUGGGGAGAAGAAGAUGGAAUGGGAGACAGAGUGGGAGGACUGAAAAUGAGGAAUGGCAUAAAGGGGAUAGUUAAAGGGGGAGGAGAUUGGUGUAUGUGUGGUCACGUUGGGGGAGGAAAGAAAGAAAAUCAAAGAGGGAUAUUUGAAGGCUUAAGGGGGAGGAAAAUCAAAAUCAGAAACAAGCAGGGUGUAAAAAGCCUGAAGGGCAAAUGAUUGCUUUAGAGAAAAAAGCGCUUCUUUGCUUGUGGGUGUUACGCAGUAGUUCUGCGCCUUGGACAGAAAAGAAAGACAAAAAAGGUGGCCAAUUUCUUUUUAUUCAUUCAGCAGUGUGGAAAAUGGUGUGCUACUUUCUUUGCAAAAUGAUGUGGGAUGAUGUUAAGACUUGCAAUUCUCUCCUUUCUGAGUCGAAUAUAAUUACUCAGCAGUGUAUUAUGAAUGAUCCAUUUACGUGGUAAGAUAAGAUUUUUCUUUUUUUGGUGUAUUUGUUUUUGUUUCAACCUGUUCACUGCGGAGAAGAACCGUUGGUAUCUGUGGGAAGGUUAUUAUGUUCUUUCUUUUUUUUUUUUUUUCACUAUGACAGCUCUGAAGCACAUUGCACUCUACUAUUUGGAUUUACUGUACUUUUGAUUUCUUUGAUAUUAAAUGGCUUUCAGUAAAUAUUA
Labrus bergylta (ballan wrasse) is the source of this 1674-nucleotide messenger RNA. RefSeq lists its product as uncharacterized. Gene Ontology annotation, biological process: synapse organization; homophilic cell-cell adhesion. Gene Ontology annotation, molecular function: axon guidance receptor activity. The record is from RefSeq and is a predicted model, not a curated record. Lineage: Eukaryota; Metazoa; Chordata; Actinopteri; Labriformes; Labridae. Gene Ontology annotation, cellular component: neuronal cell body; axon; plasma membrane.